AUGAACAUGUCCAGCGAUUCGACCCAUCGUAGCAUGGUGAAGUUCCUAACAAUCACACUGGUAGCCCUUAUGACAAUGUUUGGGCUCCUAUCCAACCGAUACUAUUCUCGCAGCCGUCAGAAGUUCAGAUUCUCAAGGAUAUAUCUCGCUUAUGACAUGUUCUGGACUGUUGGAUUUACAUUAAUCUAUGGACAUCAGAUUGUGAGGGAAUACUACCAAGGUCAGAUUAACCUUCGAGAUGCCAUCACGCUCUACAGUUACAUGAACAUCACAGUGGCGGUUAUUAACUUUAUAACACAAAUGAUGAUAAGUGACCAUGUGGCCAAGACGAUGAGUGCCGUCCCAUUUUUCGAGACUCUGCGGAAGUUUCGCCUCAAUAGCAAAUCCCUCUACAUUUCUAUUUCGACGGCUUUGAUCAAAGCUAUUGGCUUCCCCUUCAUCUUGGAGGUGGCAUUUAUCCUUCAACAACGACGCCUGCAUCCCGAACUGAGCUUAAUUUGGACCAUAUACAGACUGUUUCCGUUGGUCAUCUCGAACCUAUUGAAUAAUUGUUUUUAUGGAGCAAUGAUUGUAGUCCUGGAAGUUCUCAAGGCCCUGAAUUUGCGUGUGGAAUCGGUUCUUAAAGAAGUUAAUAUAUUGCAGAGGGAGGAGCAGUUAAAGUUGAACACCACCUACUAUCGCAUGCAGAGAUUUUGCUCCUUGGCCGAUGAACUGGACAAUCUGGCCAUCUACUACAAGUUAAUAUAUGUUCAUGCCGGAAAAUACCUAAGUCCUAUGUCGCUUUCCAUGAUCCUGUCACUGAUUUGUCACCUAUUGGGAAUGACAGUUGGAUUCUACAGUCUAUACUACGCCGUGGCGGAUACUUUCAUUGGCGGAAAACCAUACGACGGUUUGGGAUCACUGAUAAACCUGGUUUUUCUGUUCAUUUCGCUAGCGGAAAUCACCCUACUGACCCACUUGUGCAACAACUUGUUGAUUGCUACCCAAAGAACUGGCACACUUCUGCAGGACAUGAACCUGCGGCACGCAGACCCCCGCUUUCGAAAAUCUGUCCACGAUUUCACCCUAUUUGUGACACUAAGUCGAUUCAAGAUCAAGCCUUUGGGUUUGUAUGAACUAGACAUGACCCUGAUUAUGAAUGUCUUCUCCACGGUGGCCAGCUUUGUGCUCAUCCUGGUGCAAGCGGAUCUCUCGCAACGGUUUAGGAUGCUCUAG
Molecule: messenger RNA, 1215 nt
Organism: Drosophila bipectinata
Lineage: Eukaryota; Metazoa; Arthropoda; Insecta; Diptera; Drosophilidae
Gene: Gr94a
Product: Gustatory receptor 94a
Biological process (GO): male courtship behavior; sensory perception of taste; chemosensory behavior
Cellular component (GO): axon; neuronal cell body; membrane
Source: RefSeq, a predicted model, not a curated record